AUGCACGAGAACCCAGCCCGGAUGUUGAAUUUCGUGGUGUGCUCCCAGUCAUUCCAGGUCAUGCUCGACAGGGUGAGCGCGGAACAGAUCGACCUUUGGGAUUACUACGGAGUUUGGCUACACAUCAAGGGCGACGCGGAGGAGGCUUUCGAGUUCACGGAGGAGGAGCGCGGCGCCCUCUGGCAGGUCAAAUACAAAAUCGCGAAGGAGCAGAACAGGAGGGUGUGGAGGUCGCCCCCAGACUACGUCAAGGCAGCGGCGACCAAUCAGUUCGACUGCAGUGGUGCGGGCGCCAUGGGCGCCCCAUGCGGCAGUUGGGCGCAUGCGGUGGAGCAGUUUUACGUCGCGGCCCUCGUGCCAAUCGUCAGCUCGUUUGCCGACGAGGUAGUCGAGUGGGCGCCGCGGACAAUCUACGCUGCGACGGUGUUGUGGGGCCUCGCCGUGUUCUGCGACACGCCGGAGCCUCUGCUCAUCCUGGGCGAAAGGCUCGCGAGGGAGGGGGCGGCGCGCGCGGAACUGGCGAUGCCUGACAGGUCGCUCUGCGCAGGGGCGAGAGGGGGGAUCGGCUCCGAGAGGGUGGUGCCGUGCGCGGCGCUAGAGGAGGCGAGCGGCAAGUUCAGGUGCGCGCGCGCGCGGGUGGGCGACGUCACAGCGGGCCUAAUGGGAUCCAUGGCGGCGGUGAUCAAGCCGCUGACAGGUGCUUGGGCGUGCUUUGCACCGGGCGGCAAGAUGGCGCAGCUGGUCCUGCCCACAGCGUCGGCAGUCAUCGGCGACGACGAGGCGGCGGUGCAGGAGAUUGCGCUCGAGCUGCGAAGUCGCGACAUCGCGGUGAAGUUUAAGGGGCGGGCGGCCGACCUUGGGAUCGAUCGGAGCAGCGUCGGCGGAUGGAAGGGCAAGCGCGCCGUGCUGGUGGCUCGCGCUAGCCGUCAAGUGGAGAGGGCCGCCGGGGUGCUGUGGGGCGGCCGUGGGCGUGGUGGAGAGGAGUCGCGGGCGCCGCGAGGGGCGAUGGCAUGCGCUCUGCUCGACCGGGGCGCAGGCCUGGGGCGCGGGGCGGGCCCGCAGUCGUCGUGGGCGGUGAUGCGCGAGCUCAGGGGCAAGGGUCAGCGCGAGACCGCAGGCGCGCUGUGGGCCAUCCUGUCAGGGGCGGCGUGGCCAAGGAAGCGGGCCUCGGACCUGGGCGCCGAGGUCGCAGGCUGGGUCGUGCUGGGGUCCGCGCGCGUGGAGCCCAUGUUCGUGGCUGGUGGGAGAGGCGGGCUCACGUGGUGGAGGCAGAGCGUCCACCGCGGCGAGCUCAUGGCCUUGCAGGAGCUGCUCAUCUACGCGACGGGUUUCUGGCGGACCGGGUGCAUUGCGGACUCGAGGUGCGCGGUGCGAGGCGUGGCCGAGGUUGGAGCGGGCAGGGCGCUUCAGACGCAGUGGGACCUGUGGGAGAUAGUCAACUCGGGCACUUGCGUGUUCAAUUCGGUUGGCAACGAAUUAGCGGACAGGUGCGCGGAGGACCUCGCGGGGCAGGUGCAGGCGUCGGCGGCGCAGGCCCGUGCCGUGAGGUGGUUAGAGGGCAUCGCGGAACACAUCGGGAAGAGGGCGAACGCCGCGGAGUGGUUGGAGGGCGACUGCGUGGAAGCAAUGUCUUCGAUUGCGUCGCCACCGGGGGCGCUGCAGGCGCCGCGAACCCGCGUCGGCAACCAGCCUGCGCACCUGGCGCACAAGACGGAAUUCGACAGGACCUUGGAGGUGCAUUGUGCCGCGAAGUGCGGGGCGAUCGCAAAAGAGACGGUGAAGGGCCUGGCCAAGCCGUGCGUGGCGCCGAUCAAGCAGGCUGGCAUGCAUAACCUGGCGCGGACAGAGAGCGGCCUCAUGUUCGGGGGUGUCGCGAGCAUGGAGCGGGCGACCAGCUCGAGGGGUGAGCCGCAGGUGGCGGUUUCCGGCGGGGACCAGCACACGUGGUACAGCCUGAGGGCGGUGGACGAGCCCGAGGGCCGCGCCUGGGACCUGGAGAUGAUGGUGCGGAAGACCGGCUUCGAGCAGUGCAUCAUCUACCCGUCGCCGCUGGAGCAACCGCACUCCUCGGAGGACCCCAUCCCGUCGGCCUGCUCGUCCUCCUCGGCCAUCUCCAAGUCCUGCAGGAUCCGGUACAGGGCGCGCGGCGCAGAUGGCGAGGUCGAGGCCGACGUCCAGGAGCUGACGAGCGAGAUACG
Messenger RNA from Prorocentrum cordatum, 2198 nucleotides. The record is from the annotation of a GenBank genome assembly. Lineage: Eukaryota; Dinophyceae; Prorocentrales; Prorocentraceae.